GGAAGAUGGCACCUCGGCAUCGUCAACUUUCCUCUACACCUCUGGAAAUUCUACUGUUCCUCAAUGGCUGGUAUUAUGCCACAUACUUCUUGCUGGAGAUUUUCAUAUUUGUCUAUAAAGGUCUCUUGUUGCCUUAUCCAUCUGCUAAUCUGGCUUUGGACUUGGUUAUGCUUUUUCUCUAUCUUGGAAUUGAAGUCACAAGAAUAUUUUUUGGCUCCAAAGGUAACCUUUGCCAGCGGAAAGUGCCACUUGCUGUCAGUCUGGCACUAACCUUUCCAGCAGCAGUGAUGGCAGCCUAUUAUCUACUUCUGCAGACCUACGCCUUGCGUUUGGAGGCCAUUUUGAAUGCCAUCUUACUUUUCUUCUAUGCAGUUGAGCUGUUACUGGGCAUUCUAACUUUAGCCUCCUUUUCCAGUUUGGAUUCAUAUUGAGAAUCUCUGUGGAUUGCACUAUGUGAAACACUUUGUGAUUAAGGGAAAUUGCAUGAAACCAUUUCCGUGCUUAGCCCAGAAUGAAGUUGGCAAGCUGGUUUCUUGGAAAAGAUGAAAGAAGAUAUAGUUCCAGUCUUGGUUCAGGCAUGCUGAGGCGCUGUCCUGAGAGUAGAGUUGCCAGUCCUAGACUGGAUGGCCUAAGCACGUCCUCAUCAUCAUCAUCCUCGUAUCCCUCCUAGAGCAUAACAAUUGACCCACUUGGACUUGGAGGCAUUGAAGACUGAUUUUUGCAGGUCUCAAGACUGUGAAUCCGUGAGCUUCAACCAGUGCAUAGAUUUUGCCUGCAAGUGCUGUACUCUUCAGAUUCUUCAAAUGGAAACAUUCUGACACUGACUCAAGUCUUUACCAUGUGUAUGGUGACUCUUGUUAGGCUGCCUUUGUCAAUUCUGUUUGUUACAGCCUGUGCCCUGCUCUUAAGAGGGAUGUCCAUUCCCUAGAAAUCAGUAUUGUUAUUGUUGUGUAUUGGCAAUUUGUGAUUGACACUUGAUUUUUUUCUACAAUACCCUUGACAUAAAUACUUAUUUUUCAACUAUUGUAA
Protobothrops mucrosquamatus (brown spotted pit viper) is the source of this 1029-nucleotide messenger RNA. It is a transcript of the gene TMEM216, whose product is annotated as transmembrane protein 216. Gene Ontology annotation, cellular component: ciliary transition zone. The transcript has 5 exons. Lineage: Eukaryota; Metazoa; Chordata; Lepidosauria; Squamata; Viperidae. The record is from RefSeq and is a predicted model, not a curated record. Gene Ontology annotation, biological process: non-motile cilium assembly. Bases 6 to 431 code for a protein of 141 amino acids.